GGGCGCUUUGGGUGCUGUACGUCAAUUUCGCUGAGUUGCUAGCUUUCGUCUUGCCAUCUCCUUUGAGGCCAAUUCACGAUGCUCAUUUUCUCCGUCUUCAAAACGUUAACAGACCAGACGGUGACGGUGGAACUCAAAAAUGAUCUCUCCAUAACCGGCGUCUUGAAGUCUGUAGAUCAGUUUUUGAACAUCCGACUGGAUUCAAUCAAAGUUCUGGAUGAAGCAAGACAUCCUCAUAUGAUGGCAGUAAAGAACUGCUUCAUUCGAGGCUCUGUCGUUCGUUACGUCCAGCUCCCAGCCGAGCAUGUAGAUACUCAACUUCUUGAAGAUGCUACGCGCCGUGAGGCCGCCAGUGGUAAACGAUAGUAGUAAUGCUCUGGUCGUGCAGUUUUAUUCCUCGCUUGUUGUCGUUGGGAUACCCUAACACUUUGGAGCCGAUUCGAGCGUGCGCAUGUGUACAGUACAACUCAAUUGAAUAUGACGCUCUCAUCCUCAGGGGUUCAGUCUCCCGGGAUAAAUACUGUACAAUUUUGGGCAACA
Molecule: messenger RNA, 540 nt
Organism: Somion occarium
Lineage: Eukaryota; Fungi; Basidiomycota; Agaricomycetes; Polyporales; Cerrenaceae
Source: the annotation of a GenBank genome assembly